Messenger RNA from Ricinus communis (castor bean), 1735 nucleotides. RefSeq lists its product as uncharacterized. The coding region runs from base 423 to 1223 and encodes 266 amino acids. The transcript has 4 exons. The record is from RefSeq and is a predicted model, not a curated record. NCBI's taxonomy places the organism in Eukaryota, Viridiplantae, Streptophyta, Magnoliopsida, Malpighiales, Euphorbiaceae.
AAUGGAGAACUUGGGAUUAAUUCAAUUCCUUUUGCUUUUAACUUUAUAAGUUUUGUGAUAAUGUAGCAAUAAGUUACUGUUUCUGUUGGACAUUUGUGGAAAUUCUUUCUAAUUUCUAUACUCAAAUUCUUUCUAAUAUGAUACUGUGAUUGUUCUAUGCUGAUUAAAUUAAGAAUUUAAUUUUAAAAUGACAUUCUGAUAAAGAGGAAAGCAAACAAGCACUGGUCCUAGGUAGCUCUUUUUUCACGACAUUGAUUUCAAAAUCUUUUUAUUUUAUUAUAUAUAUAUUUUGUCAUAUAAAUGAUAUAUCAGAAAACAGAAACAGUGGGCAGUUGAGUUGGGUCUUUGACGCCUCUGUAUGCCGACCAUUACUCAGCUCAUUAAGCAAACCUGCUGCUAAUGAGGCUAAAGGUAAAAGCAAAAUGACAGCAACUGCCAAGGAAGACAAAAGAUGGAGUGGUGACGCCAAGAAAAUGGAAGGAGAUGAUAGCUUGAGGACUCUACACUGCUUAAGGGGAAGAUUGCUUGCAGAGAGACAUGCUUCUAAGGUUGCUAAAGAGGAAGCAGAUCUCAUGGGCAAUAAGUUAUUAGAGAUAGAGACCAAACUAAGAGAAGAGACCAAAUUAAGGCAAAAGGCAGACAGGAAGCUUAAAUUCCUGUUGAAGAAGCUCGAGUCCUUGAAACUUUCACCCGCACUGGAGGGAGUAGAGGUGCUGUCAAAUUCAUCUGAUAGUUCUUGCCUCUCAUUUUCCGAUACUUCAUCCUCUAAAGACCCUGAAGAAUCUGCAUCCAAAUCUCAAGCCUCACAGGAAAUGAAGGAGAUUAAUCACUCUUCUGAGAGCGCAACUACUCGAGAUUCAUUAGAUUCCAACUCUCUUCCUAACUUCAAAGAUUCUCUAUCAGACAAAUCUAUCUACCACUUCACUCCAAGUUGUCAAGAUUCAAAGAAAGAUUCUCAGAGUUGUUCAGACUUAGAAGCUGCUGGGGUGGUGGAGAUGAGGAAAGAUUCAACAAGUGAGAGUGAUAAGGAAGAGAAUGUGGAUAACUCAUUGGCAUUGGCAUUAGUUCCUGUAAAUUUGGCAGCAACCAACAAGACAAGUGAGUUAAUGAUAGUUAACAAAAGUGUUGGUGAAGUUCUUGAUGCUCUAAGGCAUGCCAGAGAAAAGAUACAAAGCUCAAUUGAGAGAAGACACAUGAGUAGAGUUAGAGUUGGGCCAAGCUGAAUUGAACUCAUGAUGUUUGUUUUAAGUUAAAAUCUUACAGCAAAAACAAAGAUACUGUGAUCAGGUCCUUCUAUCUUCUUUCUAUUCUGAAGCAAAACAAUGACCAAAACAAAAGAUUAGUGCUGCAUUAACCAGAUGGUUAAAUAGGUAAGUUAAAAAGGGAAAUAAUCAGAAAUCUAAAAGACAGCAUGUGAAGUGGGGAAUUAUUGGAGGUUUGUUGUCCAGAUGAUGGUUGGGACCCAACUGUAUGGCCACAUUCACUUUUGUCUACUUUUUGAUUGAAUCUUUGAUAUGUUUAGUUAGGUGUUGUUCAGUUGAUGCCUGUGAUCUGCUGCUGCUGCAUUCACAUGGUGUUAGGCCAAGGGCAAUUAAUAUUUCCUUUUCAAGGCUUUUGCCUCUUCAAUUUGUUAAUUGGUUCACUUAUGCUCUUCUCUUGCAAGAGUGAGUUUUGUCUAUGUAAUUAAACUAAUUAAGCUUGCCCACUUUUUAAUCUACUGAAAGUUUACUGUGUU